AUGGCUCCGGUAAUGCUGAAUACGGUCGAUGAUGACCUCAAAGACGUCAUCCAGCACCUGUUCGAGAUCCAGUCCGCCGUGCACGGCUACCUUGGUCCUGAGACACAGCAAGAGCUCGUCCGGAAAAUUAAAAACCUCACUCUUGCCCUCUCCACCCUCUCCAACGACACCGACGUCCCGCCGGGCCAACAAGCAGACACCACCACCGACCCAUCCAAUCCACCACUCUCAAGCAUCCAACUCCCGCCCGAAAUCAUCGACUACGUUGACUCGGCACGUAACCCGGACAUCUACACGCGUGAGUUCGUGGAACUUGUCCAGCGCGGAAACCAGGACUUAAAGGGGAAGCGCGAGGCUUUCGCCGGGUUCCGGGACGUGCUGGCGCGCGAGAUGCGCAGUGCCAUGCCCGAGUGUCGGGCGGAGGUGGACCGUGUCGUUGCGGCGUCUGCGUGUGCGUCUGCUUCUGCUGAUGAUCAGCGUGAUGGGGCUGGGCCGAGUCAGUGA
Penicillium cinerascens is the source of this 504-nucleotide messenger RNA. It is a transcript of the gene nut2, whose product is annotated as mediator complex subunit NUT2. The record is from RefSeq and is a predicted model, not a curated record. Gene Ontology annotation, molecular function: transcription coregulator activity. NCBI's taxonomy places the organism in Eukaryota, Fungi, Ascomycota, Eurotiomycetes, Eurotiales, Aspergillaceae. Gene Ontology annotation, cellular component: mediator complex. Gene Ontology annotation, biological process: regulation of transcription by RNA polymerase II. The coding region runs from base 1 to 504 and encodes 167 amino acids. The transcript has 3 exons.